This is a messenger RNA of Anopheles arabiensis, 1170 nucleotides long. RefSeq names its product eukaryotic translation initiation factor 3 subunit F (gene eIF3f1). The transcript has 3 exons. Lineage: Eukaryota; Metazoa; Arthropoda; Insecta; Diptera; Culicidae. Gene Ontology annotation, biological process: translational initiation. The coding region runs from base 69 to 932 and encodes 287 amino acids. The record is from RefSeq and is a predicted model, not a curated record. Gene Ontology annotation, molecular function: metallopeptidase activity; translation initiation factor binding; translation initiation factor activity. Gene Ontology annotation, cellular component: eukaryotic translation initiation factor 3 complex, eIF3m.
UCCGUUUACAUUGACGCGAGUUCACUUCUACGGAUGCCACCGUGCGAUUUUUGCUGUCCAAUCUAAACAUGUCGACGAUUAAUUUACCUCUAAAUUUAACCGUGCGCGUGCAUCCGGUGGUGCUGUUCCAGAUUGUGGACGCCUACGAGCGACGUAAUGCCGACUCGGAACGUGUUAUCGGGACGCUGCUGGGUUCUGUCGACAAGGGUGUCGUGGAGGUGACUAACUGCUUCUGCUUGCCCCACAAGGAACACACCGACCAGGUGGAGGCGGAACUGGGCUACGCGUCCGAUCUGUACGAGCUGAACCAGCGCGUCAAUGCGUCGGAAAACAUUGUCGGCUGGUGGGCAACGGGCCAGGAGGUUACGAACCACAGCUCGGUCAUCCACGAAUACUAUGCCCGUGAGUGCACGAACCCGGUCCAUCUGACGCUGGACACCUCGCUGACCGGUGCCCGCAUGGGUAUCAAGGCGUACGUGUGCGUGUCGCUGGGCGUCCCCGGUGGCAAGAGCGGCUGCAUGUUCACGCCGAUCAACGUGGAGGUGACGAGCUACGAGCCGGAAAUCGUCGGUCUGCAGCUGUGCAUGAAGACGAUCGGCGUGCAGUCGAACCCGAGCCGCCCGCGCACCGUUUCGCCGAUGCUCGAUCUGGCGCAGGUGACCGAUGCCUCGGACAAGCUGCUGGCCCUGCUGUCCGACGUGCUCGCCUACGUGGAGGACGUGCUGAGCGAGAAGCAGCAACCGGAGAACACCGUCGGACGCGCGCUGCUCGAUCUGAUCCACUCGGUGCCGAACAUGACGGGAGACCAAUUUGCGCAAAUGUUCAACUCGAACGUCAAGGACUUGUUAAUGGUGGUCACGUUGUCGCAGCUAAUUAAAACCCAACUGCAAUUGAAUGAAAAGCUAACGUCACUCACAUCGUUCCUCAACUGAGAAGGGGUGCAGCGCAAUUGUUAAACCGCAGCUUAGCUGGCCAACGGCCGGCUAGGAAAGGAACAGAGGAGGCAUAGAGGAGGAUUGCUUGUGCAGGAGAGGAGAAGAGGGGUGGGGUCUGUGUCAGGUGUCCGAAAAACAGUGGACGAUAACGAUAAAUUAUUCCAGACUUGAAAAUCGUCGUACGGUAUUAAUAAACGACAGCAUUAUCGUGCUGGGGAAUGAACACAGAAAAAAA